Molecule: messenger RNA, 1033 nt
Organism: Mangifera indica (mango)
Lineage: Eukaryota; Viridiplantae; Streptophyta; Magnoliopsida; Sapindales; Anacardiaceae
Exons: 2
Coding region: 82-807 (241 amino acids)
Biological process (GO): mitochondrial proton-transporting ATP synthase complex assembly
Cellular component (GO): mitochondrial membrane
Source: RefSeq, a predicted model, not a curated record
AUUUUGUGUAAUUUCGGGGUUUCGCUAUAAAAACUCAUAAAUGCAAAACCCUUGUAACUUCUGUAACUGGAGUCGAGAGCAAUGGCAAGGGCAGCUCUUUCUCACCUGCUACGAUCAAAAUCCCAACUUCUCGCACCAAGAAGCUUCAAUUCAGGUUAUCAUCUUAGUACAUUUGCAAUAAGGUCACAGUCCCUGAAGGCAACAUACAGUUUCUACCCUCCCAUCCAUCUGGCAGCUCCUCAGAGAAGAUGGGCAUCUCAAUAUUCAGCCACGAAUGAUGACAGCAGGAUCAGCAUUGGACCACGUCAAGAGGGAGACACUAAGAAGGAUGAUAAGGACUCUGGUGUUGUUUAUUAUGGUCCAAUUUCAUCAACCAUCAAGAAAGUGAAGCUUCUCUCUCUUUCGACCUGCUGCCUUUCUGUAUCUCUAGGCCCGGUUAUAACCUUCAUGACAUCUCCAGAUAUGAAUGUGAUCCUAAAGGGUGCAGUGGCAUCAUCUGUCAUAUUUCUCAGUGCUACUACCACCGCAGCCCUUCACUGGUUUGUGAGCCCGUAUAUCCACAAACUCAAGUGGCAGCCAGGUUCAGAUAGCUUUGAGGUGGAGAUGAUGACAUGGUUGGCAACAUAUGUUCCAAGGACUAUUAAGUUCGCUGAUAUUCGAGCACCUGAGACCCAAAGGCCUUUUGUGACAUUUAAAGCAAAUGGGAAUUUCUAUUUUGUUGAUACAGAGCACUGUCAUAAUAAGGCCUUGUUGGCAAGACUGACCCCUCAAAAGUCAAAUCAAGAAUCAGCUUUCAAGAAUCUGUAAGUUAUUUACAUGUUGUGUACUCUUCACAAGCCCUCGGUCAGCUUCAGCUUUUGGAGGGUGUUUAAACAUUGCCUUUUGAUAAGGGGAGAGAGAGAGAGAGAGAGAGAGGGGGGCCAAAUUUAGUGGUUUUGACUUUUGAUUCUUUUAAGUUUUGGAGAUUACAUUUCCCGAAAGUUUUGGCCAAUGAGGUUUGGUAGUUGUAAUAAUAUAUGGCUUUAACUCUUAA